AUGGAUCAGACUCAGCUCGGAGACGAAGUCCCUCCAUUUGAGCCCAGUACCUGUGGGAGUCCUGAGGACCCCAGCUUGAGACAUAAUUCAGAUGAUCCCAGUCCUCAGCCCAUCCUUCAGCCUCAAACAGAACUGGACUCCAUAUUUAUGCUGCUUGAGGAAAACCUUUCAAACUUCAUGAAAAAAGAACUCCACAGAUUUAAGAUGAUGCUGGAUCCAGACUGCCACGAGGCUUCAGAGACUCAAAGUGAGGACAAAGAAACAUUGGACGGUGAUGAUGAAGAGCAGAGGAAGAGCAGAAGUGACUCAUUUCUGAAGAUCACGUUGCAGUUCCUGAGGAUGAUGAGGAGAGAAGAUCUGGCAGACAGUUUAUGGAACAGAACUCAUGCUGCAGAGAACACACCAAAGUUUAAGUCAAACUUGGCAAAGACCUUCCAGUGUGUGUUUGAGAGGAACGUUAAUCCAUCGGAUCUGGACCAGAUCUACACAGAUCUAUACAUCACUGGAGGGGAAACCAGAGAGCUCAGCAAUAAACAUGAAGUACGACAAAUUCCAACAGCUUCCAGGAAGCCGUACAAACCAGAAACAACCAUCAGAUGUGAAGACAUCUUUAAACCCCAACUGGGAAGAGACAGACCAAUCAGAACACUGAUGACAAAGGGAAUAGCUGGCAUCGGGAAAACUGUCCUAACUCAGAAGUUCACUCUGGACUGGGCUGAAGACAGAACCAAUCAGGACAUCCACUUCCUGUUUCCCUUUACCUUCAGAGAGCUGAAUGUGCUGAAAGAGACAAAGUUCAGCUUGGUGGAACUUGUUCAUCACUUCUUCUCUGAAACCAAAGGAACAUUCAGGUUUGAUGAGUUCCAGGUUCUGUUCAUCUUUGAUGGUCUGGAUGAGUGUCGACUUCCUCUGGACUUCCACAGGAACCAGGUCCUGACUGAUGUCACAGAGUCCACCUCAGUGGAUGUUCUGCUGACCAACCUAAUCAGGGGGAACCUGCUUCCCUCUGCUCGCCUCUGGAUAACCACAAGACCUUCAGCAGCCAAUCAGAUCCCUGCUGAGUGUGUUGACCUGGUGACAGAGGUCAGAGGGUUCACCGACCCACAGAAGGAGGAGUACUUCAGGAAGAGGUUCACGGAUAAGAAGGUAGCCAGCCGGAUUGUCUCCUACAUCAAGACCUCCCAAAACCUGGGCACAAUGUCACACAUCCCCAUCUUCUGCUGGAUCAAUGCAACGGUUCUGGAGGAUCUGUUGAAAACCAAAAAUGAACCAGAGCUACCCACAACCCUGACUGAGAUGUACAUCCACUUUCUGGUGGUUCAGACCAAAGCAAAGCAGGUCAAGUAUUACGGAGGAGCAGAGACAGACUCACAGUGGAGUCCAGAGACCAGGAAGGUGAUCGGGUCUUUAGGAAAACUGGCCUUUGAUCAGCUGCAGAAAGGAAACCUGAUCUUCUAUGAAUCAGACCUGGCAGAGUGUGGUAUUGAUGUCAGAGACGCCUCAGUUUAUUCAGGAGUCUUCACUCAGAUCUUUAGAGAGGAGAGAGGACUGUACCAGGACAAAGUGUUCUGCUUCGUCCAUCUGAGUGUCCAGGAGUUUCUGGCUGCUCUUCAUGUCCACCUGACCUUCGUCACCUCUGGAGUCAACCUGCUGGAAGAACAACAACCACCACCAAAGGUGUCCAAAGUCUUUAAAAAUAAACAUAAAAUCAAAAAUCUCCACUACAGUGCUGUGGACAAAGCUUUAUUGAGCCCAAACUGUCAUCUGGACUUGUUCCUUCGCUUCCUCCUGGGUCUUUCUAUGCCAGCCAAUCAGAGUCUUCUACGAGGCAUGCUGACACAAACAGGAAAUGGCUCUCAGACCAACAGGGAAACAGUUGAGUACAUUAAGAAUAAAAUCACAGAGAACCUAUCUGAGGAGAGAAGCAUCAACCUGUUCCACUGUCUGAAGGAAUUGAAUGAUGGUUCUCUGGUGGAGGAGGUCCAACAGUUCCUGAGGUCAGGUCUUUCCACAGAUGACCUGUCUCCUGCUCACUGGGCAGCUCUGGUCUUCAUCUUAAUGUCAUCAGAAGAAGAUCUGGAUGUGUUUGACCUGAAAAAGUACUCUGCCUCAGAGGAGGCUCUCCUGAUGCUGCUGCCGGUGGUCAAAUCCUCCAACAGAUCUCUGUUGAGUGACUGCAACCUCACCAAGAGAAGCUCCAAAGCUUUGUCCUCAGUACUUUCCUCACAGUCUUACAGUUUGAGAGAACUGGACCUCAGUAACAACAACCUGACAGAUAUGGGUGUGACCCUGUUGUGUCCUGGACUACAGAGUUCACAAUGUAAACUGGAAACUCUCAGGUUGAAUGGAUGUGACCUCUCCCAGGAAAGCUGUGAAACUCUUUCUUUAAUCCUUGGCUAUCAGAGCUGCAGUCUGAGGAAGCUUUACCUGAACAACAACAACCUGCAGGAUACCGGCGUGAAGCUGCUUUCUGUUGGACUGAAUAGUCCUCACUGCAAACUGGACACUAUCAGCAUGCAGGCCUGCAACCUUUCAGUGCAAAGCUGUAAGACUCUGGGCUCAGUUCUAGGCUUCCAAACCUCCAGUCUCAGAAAACUGAACCUGACUAACAACAACCUGGGGGACCCAGGAGUAAAGCUGUUAUCUUUAGGACUGGAGAGUCCACAAUGUAAAAUAGAGACUGUUGUGCUGUGUGGGUGUAAUCUCUCAGAAAGAAGCUGUGAAGCCCUGUCUUCAGCCCUGAGGUCUCAGAACUGCAGUCUGAGAGAACUGGACCUGAGUGACAACAACUUGAUGGACUCUGGAGUAAAACGUCUGUCGACUGGACUGGAAAGUACAUGUUGUAAACUGGAGACCCUCAGGCUGUCAGGCUGUCUGAUCACAGAAGAAGGUUGCGCUUCUCUGGCAUCAGCUCUGGGUUCCAAUCCAACCCACCUCAGAGAGCUGGACAUGAGCUACAACCACCCUGGACUCUUGGGAGAGAAGAUGCUGUCUUCUGAACUGAAAGAUCCACACUGGAGACUGGAAACUCUCAGGCUAGAUGGUGGUGGAGAGCACAGGUUGAUAUCUGACAUCAGUAAAUAUUUCUGUGAACUUAAAGUGGACACCAACUCAAUGCACAAAAGGCUGAAGCUGUUCGACAACAACAUGAAGAUGACAGUGAUGGAGGUGGAGCAGCAGUAUUCGGAUCACCCUGACCGAUUUGAAAUGUGCUGGCAGCUGAUGUGUAGGAACAGUGUGAGUGGUCGCUGCUACUGGGAGGUGGAGUGGAGUGGAGGAGUUCUCAUUUCACUGAGCUACAGAGGAAUCAGUCGGAAAAGAAAGAGCCAUGAGUCCAGGUUCACGGAUAAGAAGGUAGCCAGCCGGAUUGUCUCCUACAUCAAGACCUCCCAAAACCUGGGCACAAUGUCACACAUCCCCAUCUUCUGCUGGAUCAAUGCAACGGUUCUGGAGGAUCUGUUGAAAACCAAAAAUGAACCAGAGCUACCCACAACCCUGACUGAGAUGUACAUCCACUUUCUGGUGGUUCAGACCAAAGCAAAGCAGGUCAAGUAUUACGGAGGAGCAGAGACAGACUCACAGUGGAGUCCAGAGACCAGGAAGGUGAUCGGGUCUUUAGGAAAACUGGCCUUUGAUCAGCUGCAGAAAGGAAACCUGAUCUUCUAUGAAUCAGACCUGGCAGAGUGUGGUAUUGAUGUCAGAGACGCCUCAGUUUAUUCAGGAGUCUUCACUCAGAUCUUUAGAGAGGAGAGAGGACUGUACCAGGACAAAGUGUUCUGCUUCGUCCAUCUGAGUGUCCAGGAGUUUCUGGCUGCUCUUCAUGUCCACCUGACCUUCGUCACCUCUGGAGUCAACCUGCUGGAAGAACAACAACCACCACCAAAGGUGUCCAAAGUCUUUAAAAAUAAACAUAAAAUCAAAAAUCUCCACUACAGUGCUGUGGACAAAGCUUUAUUGAGCCCAAACUGUCAUCUGGACUUGUUCCUUCGCUUCCUCCUGGGUCUUUCUAUGCCAGCCAAUCAGAGUCUUCUACGAGGCAUGCUGACACAAACAGGAAAUGGCUCUCAGACCAACAGGGAAACAGUUGAGUACAUUAAGAAUAAAAUCACAGAGAACCUAUCUGAGGAGAGAAGCAUCAACCUGUUCCACUGUCUGAAGGAAUUGAAUGAUGGUUCUCUGGUGGAGGAGGUCCAACAGUUCCUGAGGUCAGGUCUUUCCACAGAUGACCUGUCUCCUGCUCACUGGGCAGCUCUGGUCUUCAUCUUAAUGUCAUCAGAAGAAGAUCUGGAUGUGUUUGACCUGAAAAAGUACUCUGCCUCAGAGGAGGCUCUCCUGAUGCUGCUGCCGGUGGUCAAAUCCUCCAACAGAUCUCUGUUGAGUGACUGCAACCUCACCAAGAGAAGCUCCAAAGCUUUGUCCUCAGUACUUUCCUCACAGUCUUACAGUUUGAGAGAACUGGACCUCAGUAACAACAACCUGACAGAUAUGGGUGUGACCCUGUUGUGUCCUGGACUACAGAGUUCACAAUGUAAACUGGAAACUCUCAGGUUGAAUGGAUGUGACCUCUCCCAGGAAAGCUGUGAAACUCUUUCUUUAAUCCUUGGCUAUCAGAGCUGCAGUCUGAGGAAGCUUUACCUGAACAACAACAACCUGCAGGAUACCGGCGUGAAGCUGCUUUCUGUUGGACUGAAUAGUCCUCACUGCAAACUGGACACUAUCAGCAUGCAGGCCUGCAACCUUUCAGUGCAAAGCUGUAAGACUCUGGGCUCAGUUCUAGGCUUCCAAACCUCCAGUCUCAGAAAACUGAACCUGACUAACAACAACCUGGGGGACCCAGGAGUAAAGCUGUUAUCUUUAGGACUGGAGAGUCCACAAUGUAAAAUAGAGACUGUUGUGCUGUGUGGGUGUAAUCUCUCAGAAAGAAGCUGUGAAGCCCUGUCUUCAGCCCUGAGGUCUCAGAACUGCAGUCUGAGAGAACUGGACCUGAGUGACAACAACUUGAUGGACUCUGGAGUAAAACGUCUGUCGACUGGACUGGAAAGUACAUGUUGUAAACUGGAGACCCUCAGGCUGUCAGGCUGUCUGAUCACAGAAGAAGGUUGCGCUUCUCUGGCAUCAGCUCUGGGUUCCAAUCCAACCCACCUCAGAGAGCUGGACAUGAGCUACAACCACCCUGGACUCUUGGGAGAGAAGAUGCUGUCUUCUGAACUGAAAGAUCCACACUGGAGACUGGAAACUCUCAGGCUAGAUGGUGGUGGAGAGCACAGGUUGAUAUCUGACAUCAGUAAAUAUUUCUGUGAACUUAAAGUGGACACCAACUCAAUGCACAAAAGGCUGAAGCUGUUCGACAACAACAUGAAGAUGACAGUGAUGGAGGUGGAGCAGCAGUAUUCGGAUCACCCUGACCGAUUUGAAAUGUGCUGGCAGCUGAUGUGUAGGAACAGUGUGAGUGGUCGCUGCUACUGGGAGGUGGAGUGGAGUGGAGGAGUUCUCAUUUCACUGAGCUACAGAGGAAUCAGUCGGAAAAGAAAGAGCCAUGAGUCCAGGUUUGGAAGGAACGAACAGUCCUGGUGUUUGGAGUGUUCUGAUGUAUUCGGUUUCUCUGCCUGGCACAUUAACAGAGAAACAUCUAUCUCCUCCACAUCCAUCUCCAACAGAGUAGCAGUGUACUUGGACUAUCCUGCUGGGACUCUGUCCUUCUACGGAGUCUCCUCAGACACAUUGAUACACCUCCACAGCUUUAAUACAUCAUUUACCGAACCCGUCUACCCAAGUUUUGGUUUCUGGUCUGGUUCCUCAGUGUCCCUGUGUUCUCUGUAG
Molecule: messenger RNA, 5820 nt
Organism: Austrofundulus limnaeus
Lineage: Eukaryota; Metazoa; Chordata; Actinopteri; Cyprinodontiformes; Rivulidae
Exons: 19
Coding region: 1-5820 (1939 amino acids)
Molecular function (GO): protein binding
Source: RefSeq, a predicted model, not a curated record